Molecule: messenger RNA, 141 nt
Organism: Blastocystis hominis
Lineage: Eukaryota; Bigyra; Opalinata; Blastocystidae
Exons: 1
Coding region: 1-141 (46 amino acids)
Source: RefSeq, a predicted model, not a curated record
AUGUCAUCGUUAGCUGCUGUCCAGGCUGAUGGCUACUACUAUCCUCCCAAUUGGAGCCCUUCCAAGGGAAACAAGGACAAGUUUCAUCAUGUACGCUCUCUCUUCUCUUUCUUAAUUUUAGUCUCAUCCUCUUGGGAAUAG